ACGAACAAUGAUUAACGGGCCAAAAAUUAUUAUUGUUGGAGCAGGAGCCUCCGGCAUUGCUGCGGCGGCUAGAUUAUUAGAAAGGGGAAUAAAAAAUGUAACAAUUCUAGAAGGAAAAGAUCGAAUUGGUGGUAGAAUACACACGGUGGAAUUUUCUGACAAUGUUAUUGAACUAGGAGCACAAUGGGUUCAUGGUGAAAAAGGAAAUAUUGUCUCUGAUAUUGCAUCUCCACACAAACUGUUGGAUUCAACAAAAUGUUUUAGUGAUUUUAGUGCACAUAUCUUUGUUAAUGCAAAGGGUGAGAUUCUUCCACAGACAGAAACUACAGAAACAUUAAAAAUAUAUUAUGAUAUUUCUGAACAUCUAGAAGAUGACCUAAACAAUGCAGGUUCAUAUGGGGAGUAUUUUAUUAAACAAUUUUAUAAGAUUUUUGAAAAGAAUCCAUUUACUACCCGCGAUAGAGCCGAACAAUUGUUGGAUUGGAUGCAUAAAUUUGAUAAUUCAAUUCAAUGCAGUGAUUCCUGGUUCGAUGUUUCUGCAAAAGGAAUUACACAAUAUUGGACGUGUGAGGGAGAGUAUUUACUUAAUUGGAAAUACCAUGGCUAUAAAACACUGUUUGAUUUGUUAUCUAAACUUUCAAGUACUAAAGAUGUGCUACCCAUAAUGGAGAAAAUAGAAUUUAAUAAAGAUGUUUCUAAUAUUGACUACACAUCAAAGAAUAAUGUAACUAUAAAGACAAAGGAUGGCUCAAAGUACACAGCAUCCCAUGUUAUAUUUACUCCUUCUCUUGGAGUUCUGAAAGAGAAGCAUGAGACUAUGUUUACACCUAUUUUGCCUGGCAGAAAACAACAUGCAAUAAAGGGUUUGAACAUUGGAACUGUGAACAAAAUCUUCCUAGAAUUCCCACACAGAUGGUGGCAAGAAGAUUGUACUGCUUUCAGUUUAAUAUGGUCCAAAGAAGAUAAAAAAAAAUUUCUUGAAUCUCAUGGACAAGAACGUGAAUGGCUGUGCGAUGUUUUUGCAUUCAUUCCUGUAGACUAUCAGCCACGGGUGUUAUGUGCAUGGAUCUCUGGUAAAUAUGCAAAACAUAUAGAACUGCUUUCUGAUAGUAAUGUAUCUGAUGGGUUGCAUCUUUUGCUGGAAACAUUUUUGAAUAAAUCUUAUAACAUCCCGAGAUUUGAUCGAAUGCUUAGAUCAUCCUGGUACAUGGAUGAACAUUUUCGUGGAUCUUAUAGCUAUAGAAGUACAACAACUGAAAAGCUAGAUGUAUGGGCUAAAGACUUAGCAGAUCCAAUUUUGACGACUGAUGGCAAACCUAUUAUUCUGUUUGCUGGAGAAGCAACGCACGAUCAUUAUUAUUCUACCGUGCAUGGAGCGGUUGAGACCGGUUUCAGAGAAGCAGAUAGAAUAAUAGACUUCCAUAGAACGUGUGGUUGGUUAAAGCAAGUGAUAAACAACUUCGACAAAAUGGGAAGGAUACUGCGUACUGGAAACCAAACACCAGAAAAGACUAAAAUUGUAAUAGUAGGUGCGGGUAUAGCUGGAUUGGCAGCUGCAAAGACAUUAGAGGAAGCGAAUUUCAAAGAUUAUUUGCUACUUGAAGCUCAGAGCGAAAUUGGUGGCCGAAUCCGAACGAUACCGUGGAAUAAAACUCGAAUAGAAUGUGGUGCGCAGUUUUUGCACGGUGAUCAAAGUCAAUUAGGCGAACUGUGUUACCAGAACGGUUUAAUAUCCGACAUCGACUUCAGAGACGGUCAGGGUAGUUUCAUUCGUAACAACGGAGCCAAGGUGGACGAGGCCUUGGUAGAAGAAAUAGACGAUCUUGUUCGUACUACGUUAGAAGAUUGCGAGAACGAGAAGAAAUAUCUCGAGAAGGGUUUCGAGAAUCUUGGUAACAUUCUGAAGAACGCUUUGAACAUACACCUGCGAGAGAGGGACGAUUGUUCAACGAUAGCGAACAUUAAAAAGGAACUUAUGGAUUGGAACGUUAGAUUUAUCGUGAUCGACAAUUCCUGUCUCACGUUAGAGGAUAUGUCCACGAAAUAUUGGUGCAAAUUCAAGUUCGUCGGAGGUUCCGAGAAUCUUUUGUUUAAAUUAGGGUACGAUUCCCUAACGAAACUUAUUGCUGAUGGUCUAAAUGCAAAGAACUUGCGACUGAACACUACCGUGGACUGUAUCGAAUGGCGCCGUGUUGUCGACAAACAUGUCGUGGCGCCUGUUGUAUUGAAUCUGUCCGACAACACACGAAUUCUCUCCGAUUGCGUCAUAAUCACAAGUUCCCUUGGUUACUUGAAAGACAACUACAAGACCAUGUUCGUUCCGCCGUUACCACAGUUCGUCGGACAGGCGAUCGAAAAUCUUGGAUUCGGUUUAAUUAACAAGAUCUUUCUGGAUUUUGGUAAGGCUUGGUGGAAACGUGACACAAAAGGAUUUCAAUUUCUCUGGCCGGAGAAUACGUCGGGGACUUCGUCGAACGGGAAAGCACAGACCUCGUGGACCAGAGAUCUGACAGGUUUCGAUGUUCUUCCCGACUCUGACGGUGUACUUCUUGGUUGGGUCGGCGGAUGCGGAGCUUACAUCGUGGAGACCCUGAGCGAACAACAGAUAGCGGCUGAUUGCGAGAGGCUGCUUAAACAGUAUCUGAAGAUCGAUGCAAUACCUCCGGUGAUAAAAUGCUUAAGGACAAAAUGGUACUCGAAUCCAUAUAUACGGGGUAGUUACAGUCACAUCCCGACGCGAUGCGACGAUAAAGGAAUAACGCCGGCCACGUUGGCGGAACCGAUAUGCAGUAAAGUAAUAGGGAAUCAUAGCAGUCAGGAUAUGCCCACUAUCAUGUUCGCCGGCGAAGCGACAAGCGAGACUCAUUUUUCCACGACUCACGGCGCCUACGACACCGGUGUACAACAGGCUCGUGUUUUUCUACGGUAUCACGCGUAUCGAGCUGUUGAUUUUUAAGGGGGAU
Molecule: messenger RNA, 2963 nt
Organism: Dufourea novaeangliae
Lineage: Eukaryota; Metazoa; Arthropoda; Insecta; Hymenoptera; Halictidae
Product: spermine oxidase-like
Exons: 12
Coding region: 8-2956 (982 amino acids)
Molecular function (GO): polyamine oxidase activity
Source: RefSeq, a predicted model, not a curated record